Dioscorea cayenensis subsp. rotundata (Guinea yam) is the source of this 1008-nucleotide messenger RNA. Its product is annotated as acidic endochitinase-like. Gene Ontology annotation, molecular function: chitin binding; chitinase activity. The coding region runs from base 7 to 831 and encodes 274 amino acids. Gene Ontology annotation, biological process: chitin catabolic process; cell wall macromolecule catabolic process; carbohydrate metabolic process. The transcript has 2 exons. The record is from RefSeq and is a predicted model, not a curated record. NCBI's taxonomy places the organism in Eukaryota, Viridiplantae, Streptophyta, Magnoliopsida, Dioscoreales, Dioscoreaceae.
GUAACCAUGCAUUCAUUUAGAAUAACAUUCCUUCAAGCUAUCCUCUUCGCCGGAGCUGUUUCCGGCCUUCUCUCCCGCUUCGCCGUGGCACAAAACUGCGGCUGUGCUUCCAACCUUUGCUGCAGCAAGUAUGGAUACUGCGGCACCGGUGAUGCCUACUGCGGCGACGGGUGCCAACAAGGGCCUUGCUAUAGCAGUGGUAGUGGUGGAGGAUCUGUUGGUAAUAUUGUAACUCAGGCAUUUUUUGAUGGAAUCGCAAAUCAAGCAGGAGCUGGAUGUGCCGGCAAGGGCUUCUACACACGUGAUGCUUUCCUCAGCGCGGCUUCGGCAUACUCCCAAUUCGGCACCACCGGUGCUGAUGAUGUGCAGAAAAGGGAGAUUGCCGCAUACUUCGCCCAUGUCACCCAUGAAACCGGACAUUUCUGCUACAUUGAUGAAAUUAAUGGAGCUAGCCAGAACUACUGCCAGGCUAGCACAGCAUAUCCAUGCAAUGCCGACAAGAAGUACUUUGGCCGUGGUCCUCUUCAGCUUACAUGGAACUACAACUACAUCGACGCCGGCAAUGCGCUCAACUUCGACGGCCUUAAUGCUCCGGAGACUGUGGGUUCCGACCGGGUUAUAUCCUUCAAGUCUUCUCUUUGGUUCUGGACAGCCAAAAAGGUGCAUGAUGCCAUAACUUCCGGUCAGGGCUUUGGAGCCACCAUCAGGAUCAUCAAUGGCGGGGUUGAGUGUGAUGGCAAGAACACAGACCAGAUGAAUGCUCGGGUUGGAUACUAUAAGGACUACUGCUCCCAGCUUGGGGUUGCUCCUGGAGAUAAUCUCACUUGUUAGAUUAUUAAUCAUACAUAGUUUUAUAAUUAAGUACAUGCAUGCAAUGUAUGAUAAUAAAUUGGUGGGAGAUCAUGAGAUGCCCCACUGUGUAAUGUAGGCCAUUACACUUUGUGUACGUGUUCAUUAGUGGCUCUAAAAAUCUUUGAUGAAUAAAUAAAAUCUAUAUCUUGAUAAUAA